Messenger RNA from Verticillium alfalfae VaMs.102, 1086 nucleotides. RefSeq lists its product as hypothetical. The transcript has 3 exons. The record is from RefSeq and is a predicted model, not a curated record. Gene Ontology annotation, biological process: macroautophagy. NCBI's taxonomy places the organism in Eukaryota, Fungi, Ascomycota, Sordariomycetes, Glomerellales, Plectosphaerellaceae. Gene Ontology annotation, cellular component: fungal-type vacuole membrane. The coding region runs from base 1 to 1086 and encodes 361 amino acids.
AUGCGCGGCGCGAGACAUCUGACUCGCCUAGCCGCCGCGCUGUGGCUCGUGACGGCCCCAUCCGUCUCCGCCCAGAGCCUGGGAUCGGUUCUGGCGGGACAGGCCAACCUCACAACGUUCCGCAGGUUGGUGCAGGAGAACCAGGAUGUAUACACAGACUUGCCCAAGGACGGCGUCACUAUCAUCGCGCCAAACGACGGCGCGUUCGUCAAGGGGCAGGGCUGGGAUUCGGACGAGUCGAGCAUCCCCAAGUGGCUUCAGUACGGCAUUCUCUCGGGCCGCCACGCGCUCGAGAAGCUCGCACCGGGUGACACGCAAACCAUCCCGACGCUCCUCACAGACAAACGAUUCGCCAAUGUGACAAAUGGACAAAAGGUGCUCGUCACAGUGCAGCCGGGAGGCGAGGUGGUACUGACGUCGGGCGCGGGCACUCAUGUCACAGUGGUCAAGGCCGACGUGCCCUUUGACGGCGGCCUCGUGCAGAUUAUCGAGUCGCUCAUGGUGACGCCACGGCGGCUUGAAGGUUCGAUUCGUGACUCGUAUACAGACCUCACGGGCUUCCUCGGCGCGCUGUACCGGGCGGAACUCGUAGACGAGUUCGCCGAGACGGCCAACUCGACCAUCCUGGCACCCCACAACGCUGCGUGGCAGCGGUUUGGGGCUGGGUUCGAAUCCAUGGGUCGCGAAGAGCUGCGCCGUGUGUUGCGAUACCACCUCGUGCCGGGGCGGACGGAUCUGCUCAUCGCCAACGGCAUCAUCCAGGUCGUCGAUGCCGUCCUCAAUGUCGACGAGGGCGGUGCCAAGCCCGAUGUCACGGCCUCGGCGCAGGCUCCGGCGUUUACAUUUGCCGAGGAAGAGGCGAGCGGUACGGGCACGGCGGCCGAUGUGCCCUUCACGUCGGCGCUGCCCUGCACGGCCGAGUGCACAACGGCAACGAGCCGGGGCCCGCAGGCGACGGGGGCCACGGAGGGCAACGGAGGAGGUACGGCGAACGGGGAUGAUGCCGACAGCGCAGCCGGCAGGGCCAGGGAGAUGGCCGGGGUCACAGGGCUUUUUGCAGGCAUCCUAGGUAUCUUGUUGGCGUGA